AUGCUGCAUCAAGGUCGGAUCGAGCGCCUCUUCCUGGACUCCAUCCGCGAGCAUGGGAACAUGGUCGUGGAACGGGGGGUGCUUCCGACGUCCUUGGACCUCGAUGAAGACAAGAUGGCUGAUUUCAACGACUAUCCAAUUCAACAUCAUCAAAGUGCCGACGGACAGGAAGAAGCCGUCAGCGAUGGGCUGUUUCGCAGCAACUUGGCCGCGGACGACACGGAUGACCUGAUUCGAUCGACCAAGGCGCAGGCUCCCGCCGACCAGGUCGAGUCCAUCAAGGCCAAGUUUUUCGUCGGCUGUGACGGAGCACACUCCUGGGUCCGUCGUCAGCUGGGAUUACACCUAGAGGGAGAACCGACCGAUUAUAUCUGGGGCGUCCUGGACAUUGUGCCGAUAACCAGUUUCCCCGACAUCCGACAGCGCUGUGAUGCGGUCCAUACGCACUCCCCGAAAGCUGGCCAGGGAAUGAAUGUGAGCAUGCAAGAUACCUAUAAUUUGGGAUGGAAACUAGCCUAUAAUCUGGGAUGGAAACUGGCCCAUGUUGUGAAAGGAUAUAGCGAUGGGUCAAUCCUCAAAACCUAUGAAUCCGAGCGACGAAAAAUUGAACAAGAUCUGAUUACCUUCGACCACCGCUUCUCCCGGCAUUUCUCAGGGCGCCCGGCCAAGGAUAUCAUGGAUGAAAAAGGGGUCAGUAUGGAAGAAUUCAAGGCUGCCUUUGAGAAAGGAAAUGAAUUUGCGAGUGGGAUCACGGUUAAAUACGAAGCAAGUGUUCUUGUUGCGAAAGAGAGAGAUUCGGCUGAGGCAAAAAGCAGUACUACUAUCACCAGCGAACCUCACUUGGCAACUGGAGUUGAUAUCGGAAAGCGAAUGCCGAGCUUCAAAGCGCUCCAACCUCAUCUCUUCGCCGAUUUACCCCCGUCGGACGGGCUGAUCGAAGUUUUGACCAUUCAGGCUGGGCGGAGAAAGAGCAUCGAACUCCUGGACCUACCAGAGCUGUUUCACCCCUAUAGUGAAACAAUGGGUUGGGAUUAUUGGAAAGUCUUUGUGGACGAUGGAUCUUACUAUGAGGGCCAUGGCAAUGCCUAUGCCAAUUACGGGAUUGACCCUGUUCAAGGUGCCAGUCUUAUUAUGCGCCCCGAUCAGUAUAUGAGUUGGGUCGGGGAGGUUGAUGAAUAUGAUGUAAUGGAUAUGUUUUUCACCGGAUUUAUGAAGCCUUAA
Penicillium macrosclerotiorum is the source of this 1221-nucleotide messenger RNA. RefSeq lists its product as uncharacterized. The transcript is spliced from 6 exons. The record is from RefSeq and is a predicted model, not a curated record. The coding region runs from base 1 to 1221 and encodes 406 amino acids. Gene Ontology annotation, molecular function: FAD binding. NCBI's taxonomy places the organism in Eukaryota, Fungi, Ascomycota, Eurotiomycetes, Eurotiales, Aspergillaceae.